Messenger RNA from Entamoeba dispar SAW760, 318 nucleotides. RefSeq lists its product as uncharacterized. The transcript has 2 exons. NCBI's taxonomy places the organism in Eukaryota, Evosea, Mastigamoebida, Endamoebidae. Bases 1 to 318 code for a protein of 105 amino acids. The record is from RefSeq and is a predicted model, not a curated record.
AUGAGAAUAGGAUAUAAUGAGGUAGUGAUAACAUCAACGUAUUUUAAUGACUUUAUUAAUUUAGAAAUAAGAAUUAAAAGAUUUCAAGGAAAUAUGGAACAAUUUCAUUUUAAUCCAUUUCCUUUAAAUGCAUAUUCAAGAAGAUUAUUUCCUAACAUUGAAACAUUUCAUAUUUAUAAUAAGUAUGGUGAAAUAUUUAAUGAUGGAAGAAUAUUUAAAGAAAUAAAUAUAAAUAAAGAUAGAGAUAAAUAUGGAAAUACAAUACCACCAGAAGUUAAAUCACUUGAAUCUGAAUGUUUUUAUAACUGUGUUCACUGA